AUGGUCUCAGUUCCUAGACCACAUGUGGACCCAGCUGCCAUCGCAAGGUUACGUCCUACCGCUCCAGUUGUCAGAAACAUUCGCCGUGAAGUGAUCUUACCGCCCCGAAUGAAGAAGCUCAGCGCAAUCUCAACGGUUUCGAUUCGUCCACCGAUCUCUUCAUUAUGCGUCAUCAAUUCUCCCGAACAGAAGAAGACGAUUGAAGAUUCUGAAGAAAAGAAACCGACCCAAAAGAGUCCUUCUGAAGAGAAAGCAGUGGUAGUUGUCACUCCGAAACGUCAAAGCAUCUUCUCAUCUAAGUGUAAAGGGGAACCAUCGGGCAAAAAAAUCACACAUGAGAACGUUGCUCGAGCUGGCUCAUUACGCAAGCAUCAAGCUGGUACAGUAGGCUCAAAGUAUCCUGGACGAAAAUCACUUGUGACAGUCGAAGAGGGUAGUAUGAAGGGCAAAGGCAAUACAUUUACCUCAAGCACACGUAAUCUGAUCUCAAGUGGUAGAAGAUCAGUCGAUGUUACAAGAACGAGUCGUGGGCAACCCUUUCAGACCAAUACUGACAUCAAGCGUAGUGCUAGUGUCAAAAGCCCGAAUCUUUCCAAGAAUUUAGAUCCGUGUGAUGAAUGUGAUUGA
Messenger RNA from Melampsora larici-populina 98AG31, 627 nucleotides. RefSeq lists its product as uncharacterized. Lineage: Eukaryota; Fungi; Basidiomycota; Pucciniomycetes; Pucciniales; Melampsoraceae. The record is from RefSeq and is a predicted model, not a curated record. The transcript is spliced from 2 exons. Bases 1 to 627 code for a protein of 208 amino acids.